Molecule: messenger RNA, 2075 nt
Organism: Eriocheir sinensis (Chinese mitten crab)
Lineage: Eukaryota; Metazoa; Arthropoda; Malacostraca; Decapoda; Varunidae
Exons: 4
Coding region: 201-1685 (494 amino acids)
Source: RefSeq, a predicted model, not a curated record
GAGGAAUAGAAGGAAGGGAAAAGGAGAAAGAUUAGUAAAUGUUGAGGAAGAAGGAAGAAUGAGAAGGAGGAAGUAAGGAUCGAAAGCUCUCCUCGUGGCAACUCAGUACAGGGAGAAGGAUAUGAAGGAGGCCGUGACAGUGUGCCGUAGGAUCCUCAGUGGUCCCUUUGUUUGUCCUGACGGCUCUCUUCCUCCCCGUUAUGGCGUCCACUAAGGACUACACUUUACUGGCGGUUGUGUUGAUGUUGUCCCUCUGUGCUGGAUCGGGACGUGGACUGGUUGGCGAGGGAGAACCAGAGGAAGGAACCAUAUACAUCGUCUCCGUAGUGAGUGAUCCUGCAGCAGCCGAGGAGCGUAACGGAGCACAGAAACCGAAAGUGAAUGGUGCAACAGGUCCCCCCUCCUCCUCUUCCCACCCUGCCGCCGCCUCGGGCCUGGGAGAGCUGGUGCAGAGAAGGAUACUCCUCUCCCAUGCCCUGAACCGGUCUAAAGAUGCACCCAUAGACGGGGACGAAGAGGAGAGAGUGAGGGAAGGCUUGGCAGAUCUGGUGCGGAAGAUGACACUGUUCUCCCUUUCAUUAAACACGUCCAGAAGUGAACCUUUGAACGGCAAGAGCAGCGGCGGCGAGCAGAGAGUGUCCGAGGGCCUGGCGGAUCUGGUGAAGAGGAUGGUGCUGUUCUCUCACGCUCUGAAUAUGUCCAUGGAUGAACCUAAGGGCGUCAACGGCGAGAAGGUGAAGGAGGGCCUGACAGAUCUUGUGGAUAGAAUGAUACUCUUCUCUUACGACCUGAACAUGCCUAGCGCUGUAGCAGAGGACGCCGACGUGGACCAGAGAACGAAGGGCUUGGCAGAUUUGGUGGAUAGGAUGAUACUGUUCUCCUACGCCCUAAACCGAUCUAGCAAUGGAUCUACUGAAGGAGGCGGUGACGGCGGCCAAGAGAGAGUGAGCGAGGGCCUGAAUGAUCUUGUGGAUAGGAUAAUACUGUUCUCCUACGCCCUAAACCGAUCUACCAAUGGAUCUACUGAAGGAGGCGGUGACGGCGAAGAAGAGAGAGCGAGGGAGGGCCUGGGGGAGCUAGUGCAGAGAAUGUUACUUUUCUCCCAUGCUCUGAAGAUGUCAAACCAUGAACACAAGAUCGAUGGUGGCGGUGGCGGCGAGAAGCAGCGGGUGGACGAAGGCCUGGCGGAGUUGGGUGAGGCGCUGACGGGUGACCACAUGCAGCUCCUGGGGCCCCCAGCUGACACACCCGAUAUCGAGCACCGCGAACAGCCCUGCCUCCCGCCCUUCGAAAUGAUCGCCUACCGCAUGUGCAUCCUACAGGAGAUGGUGCUCAAGCUCUCAUGGGGGGACGCUCAGGAGUUCUGCAGGGAGCGCGGAGGGAUGCUUGCCGAGGACAUGGUGGUUAUCAAGACGCGGAGGUUUCUGAAUGACCUGUACGGCGAGGAGGGCGCUCGGUCACGGUGGCCGGUGUGGGUCGGGGGACGCAGAGCAGGGCAGACUUGGGUGUGGGGAGGAGGUCAACGGGUGCCAGAGUUCCUGUGGGCACCCGGCGAGCCUCGUAAGUUUAGCAGCCACUUGUCCCCCGAAGGUCAAUGCAUGAUGCUGGACGGCUAUCGGCGCUUCUACGGGGCCAGCCUGCCGUGUUACCUGCGGCGGCGGUUCGUCUGUCAGCUGAAUGUCUGAAGGUGUGGCGGUGAGGACCUGCAUCCACCUCCACCAUGAUAAAAGAAUUCUGGUCCAAUGUAAGGUUGACUCAGUGUUUCUUAUGGAAUUUCUAGUCUUCCUUUGUUGAUAGUAGUACUGGUGGAAUAUAUAAUACAUAAUGCUUAUAUUGAGACUGAUACAUUGAAGCUGUGAGGAUAUUAAGUUUAUGGCACUGGAUAUAUUAAUCUUGCAUGCCAGUAGAAGCAGAUAGUACAUUCAUCCUCCCUUAAAGGAGUGAAAUCUUAGAUGCUGCUUUUGGUCAACAGUUCGUCAUGGGAUGGGUACGGAUACUGAAAGUCAAGGGGUAAAUAAAUGUUUUAAUUUACAAUGACUGGAUAUCUACUCCUAAUAAAAUCAAUAUAAAGCUAA